This is a messenger RNA of Hippocampus comes (tiger tail seahorse), 1459 nucleotides long. RefSeq names its product NAD-dependent protein deacetylase sirtuin-3. The transcript is spliced from 8 exons. Lineage: Eukaryota; Metazoa; Chordata; Actinopteri; Syngnathiformes; Syngnathidae. The coding region runs from base 104 to 1288 and encodes 394 amino acids. The record is from RefSeq and is a predicted model, not a curated record. Gene Ontology annotation, cellular component: nucleus. Gene Ontology annotation, molecular function: NAD+ binding; histone deacetylase activity, NAD-dependent.
CCCCGUUUUUUCCUCACCUAAACAAAUUAUUCUACGCCAUCACAACAUCCCCGUCUGUUGGAAUCUCGGAAGUUCUGCUCUGCUGGAGACAAAAGGUACCAGGAUGAAAAAGUCCAAGCCCGAUGAAGAUAAAAGGUCCCCGCGGCCGACGCUCGUGCGAACAACACGCAGUUCCAGAAGCGCCGAGUCUCAGGACUCUGGCCUGGACCAGUACGGGAAACAGCGCAAGAAGCAGUCUGACUCGGCCCUGGCCCAGGACCUUCGUCAGAUGAGCGUAAGUGGGCAGAGAGGCCCAACUUCGAGUGAUGAAAAGCAGUUAGGUGAGCGUCAGAAAGCUCCCCCUGUCGUCAAAUCCGGUUGCGGUCUUGCCUCCGUGGCCCGCCUGAUCAAGCUGGGUCGCUGUAAGAACGUGGUGGUGGUGACCGGAGCUGGAAUCAGCACCGCCAGCGGAAUUCCCGACUUCAGAACUCCCGGGACGGGCCUUUACGCCAACUUGGAAGCAUACAACGUUCCCUACCCGGAAGCCAUUUUCAACGUGGACUAUUUCUCCAACGACCCGCAGCCUUUCUUUUCUCUUGCCAAGGCGCUUUAUCCCGGCAGUCACAGACCCAACUACAUCCACUACUUCAUCCGCAUGCUGCACCACAAAGGCCUGCUGCUCCGCGUGUACACGCAGAAUAUCGACGGCCUGGAGAAACUGUGUGGGAUCCCGGAUGACAAAUUGGUCGAAGCUCAUGGCAGUUUUGCCACCGCUUCCUGUCACCUGUGCUACACGCCGUACCCCGCAGAGGAAGCAAAGCGUGCCAUCAUGAACGGCGACAUCCCCACAUGCACGUUCUGCGCCGCCACAGUCAAGCCCGACGUGGUCUUUUUCGGCGAGGACCUUCCGCAGAAGUACUUCCUCCACGCCAAAGACUUCCCCAAAGCCGACCUGCUCGUCAUCAUGGGGACCUCGCUACAGAUCGAGCCUUUUGCCAGCCUGGUAAACACGAUGCGGUCCACGGUGCCACGUCUGCUCCUCAACCGGCACGCCGUGGGCCCGUUCCAGAGGGUCCCGCUGCGCAGAGGAGACCACAUGGAACUGGGCGACCUCGAGAACACGGUGCGGAGGUUCGCUGAAAUGCUGGGCUGGAACGACGACAUCGUGGAGUUGAUGAGGAGUCAGGAACAAGAGCAGCACGUCCCGAUGCUGGUCGGUAACGGAAGCGGAAGUGGCUGCAGCGGCGGCGAGGAGUCAGACUCGGAGACAGACAGCAAGUGCUCGGCGUCGUCCUGCCCGAGCAACUGACAGUGGGAAAUUUUUGACACUCGUCAUGUUUGACUUUUGACGCUUGUUUGCCUCCAUGUGUCAUGUUUGCACGAGUCUACUUCAAGCACACAAAUCCACUGAACUUUUUCAUACAAUAUAAACACAGUUUUAACCAAUAUUUAAUAAAGCCUGUUGAGUAAUGAGCCCAAA